CCAGCAAGAAGAGGAGGGUUUUCUUUCACGUGGCGGCGAGAGAAGAAAGGGGGAAAAUCCGGCGAAUUUGGCGUCGUAUCCUGGUGCUUUCUUUCUCAAGAGUUUCACUUUAAAAUACCCAUUCCCGGUGAACUUCAGAGGAGUUGAAGAUGCUUGCUGAACAACAAGAAAUCGAUGAAAUUAGUCGUUCGAAUGAAGUAGGUAAUAAACGCAAGGAUGAAAGGAAGAAGAAACGGAAAGAUAAGAAGGAAAAGAGAUUGUUAAAGAAGCAAGAAGAAAAUGGUGAUGAAGAAAAUCAGAAAUCCAACCAUGGGAUGGAAAGAAGUGAGGAGGAAAGUGAGCAGGGUGAACAAAAACAAGGAAUAGAUGGUAAGAAGAAGGACGGAAAGAAGAAUAAAAAGAAGGAGCGGUUAUUGAAGAAAGCGGCGGAAGCUGAUAAUCGAGGGGUCUGCUACUUGAGUCGGAUUCCUCCCCACAUGGAUCAUGUAAAGCUUCGUCAAAUACUGUCUCAAUAUGGAGAAAUAUUGAGGAUUUAUCUCACGCCUUCAGGUCGAACACCACAAGUAAAUGGUAAGAGACCUUCAUCAGGUGGGUCUCAAGAACAAGAAUUUUCAGAAGGGUGGGUUGAAUUUGCUAGGAAAGGAAUUGCUAAGCGGGUUGCCAAUAUGUUAAAUGGUGAACAAAUUGGUGGGAGGAAGCGAUCAUCAUUCUAUUAUGAUCUUUGGAAUAUCAAAUACUUGAGCAAAUUUAAAUGGGAUGAUCUUACUGAAGAAAUUGCUUACAAGAGUGCCAUUCGGGAGCAGAAACUGGCUUUAGAAAUCUCUGCUGCCAAAAGAGAACGUGAUUUCUAUCUCAAUAAAGUUGAUCAGUCCCGCGCUCAAAGUGCCAUAGAAGAACGGAUAAGGAAGGUAAGACAAGUUGCACACUUUUUCAAUAUAGUCAUCAAUGAAAAUUUUCUAAUUUAAGUUAUUUUUUUGUAUAAGUUUGCUGGACUGAUAUUUUAAGAAUCCUGGUUAAAUGCUAGCUGGAUGAAUACAGUUUUUAUCCUUUGACCAUGUCUUGUUAAAGGUUGUUAAAAUAUAAUCUUUGUGUGGCAUAACAAAGAGAUUCAUGGUCAUGGAUUUCAAGUUUUUGGAGAAAAGAGUUAGACUCGGAUUAAUGUGUGCUCUGACUGUAAAGAUGCUAAUGUGCUAUACUGCUAUGCUUGAGGUUUGGAUGGUAGAGAUAUAAUAUAAUAGAAGAAAUACC
Rubroshorea leprosula is the source of this 1248-nucleotide messenger RNA. Lineage: Eukaryota; Viridiplantae; Streptophyta; Magnoliopsida; Malvales; Dipterocarpaceae. The record is from the annotation of a GenBank genome assembly.